Castor canadensis (American beaver) is the source of this 579-nucleotide messenger RNA. RefSeq names its product galectin 1 (gene Lgals1). Gene Ontology annotation, molecular function: lactose binding; laminin binding. Lineage: Eukaryota; Metazoa; Chordata; Mammalia; Rodentia; Castoridae. The record is from RefSeq and is a predicted model, not a curated record.
GCGGGACUCACCGGGUCUGGUCCUCUUAAAAGGGUGGGAGCGGCCUGGGCUCAUCUCCACUGGUGUCUUCAGACGGCUGGUGCAGCGGUUCCUGGGAACAUCCUCUUGGCCUCAGUCAUGGCUUGUGGUCUGGUCGCCAGCAACCUGAAUCUCAAACCUGGGGAGUGUCUCAGAGUGCGGGGCGAGGUGGCCCCCGAUGCCAAGAGCUUUGUGCUGAACCUCGGCAAAGACAGCAACAACCUGUGCCUACACUUCAACCCUCGCUUCAAUGCCCACGGGGAUGCCAACACCAUUGUGUGCAACAGCAAGGAUGGCGGAGCCUGGGGGGCCGAGCACCGGGAGCCUGCUUUCCCCUUCCAGCCUGGGAGCAUCGUGGAGGUGUGCAUCUCCUUUGACCAGGCUGACCUGACCAUCAAGCUGCCAGAUGGACACGAAUUCAAGUUCCCUAACCGCCUCAACAUGGAGGCCAUCAACUACAUGGCAGCCGAUGGUGACUUCAAGAUCAAGUGUGUGGCCUUUGAGUGAAGCCAGCAGUGGUCAUGACCCCCAAUAAAGGCAGCUGCCCCUGUUCUUUCUGAA